ACAUUUCUCAAGUCUAUGAUAAUAGCCAAAUCAUUCUGAUAUUAUUAUUUUUGUUGAGUUGAGCUACUCCCAUUGGCAGCUUGGGAUAAUUUCUCAGGAAUACAAAACGUAUCUAUGUACACGCACAUUUCAGAAACCGCAAUUGAAUUAAGGCUGCACAUGAGUUGUGUUUUUGUUGACAGUUGUUUUUGGUUUUGUUUCAUGUUAUGUUUUGUGUUCUUGUAGUUGGUGUCUUGUUGUGACACCUUUAGGUCUUUUUUUUUGUUGUUUCCACCCGUGCUUGUCAACCCGGUCCCUUGUGUCUUCUAAUCAGCUCCCUCAGCCACUCAUGACUUGUCCAGGUGUUCCUCAUUGUCUUGUGAGUUUGUUUGUAUUUAGUUCCCUGCCUGCAUGCAGUCUUUGUUGGAUCUUUUGCAUGUCUAUAUGCUGCCUCUCAGUUGUAACCCAUAUCAUGGUCUUAUACUGACGGUCUUAAAAUGGUUCUCGAGGAAUCCAGUGUUAAUUUUCGUGAGGCGCCGUCAUCCAUUUCCUUCUCCGGAUCCGGCUUUUUGGCCACCUACGAGUUGGGAGUUGCCCAGUGCUUUGUCAAUAAUGCGCCGUGGCUACUGCGCAAAGCACCGUCUAUUCUUGGCGCCUCAGCGGGGUCUUUGGUUGCUGCUGCUGUUGCCUGUGAAAUAGACCUGAUUACGAUGCGAAACGAGAUGCUCAACUUCGCUAGAGCGAUGAAGGCCUUCACACUUGGACCAUUCAACCCUUCUGUUGAUAUUCUACACUGGUUAAAAUACAUCUUGCACAAAUACCUUCCCUCUGAUGCCCAUCUCCUCGUAAACGGUCGUCUCGCUGUGGCUGUGACCCGCCUGGAUGAUGGCGAGUACACCGUAAUAACGGAGUACCGGUCCAAAGAUGAUGUCGUACAGGCUCUGCUUUGUAGCUGCUUUGUUCCAGGAUAUUGUGGCAUGCUGCCUCCCUCCCUCAAUGGAGUACACUAUAUGGAUGGAGGUUUCAGCCAGAUGCAGCCAGUUCUGGCGCUACCCUGCCGUACUUUAACAGUGUCUCCCUUUUCCGGAGAGACGGACAUCUGUCCGCGAGACAAGCCCUGCAUGUUGGACAUGGUGGUGACGGGAGUAACCUUGAAAGGCAACUUGGCCAACGGUCUAAGGUUCUGGAAUGCGCUCUACCCCCUAAAGCCAGAUACUGUGGAGCAAGCUUAUCACAGUGGCUACAAAGAUGCCUUUCAUUUUCUUCUGAGCAAUGAGCUUCUCCCAAACAUGACAAUGAUCACACUUCCUCAAGAACUAGAGAGCGCUCGCUGCCGUCGCACUAAAACUCCUAAAUUACCAGAGACUACUCCAGAGGAGAAGGAGAAGGAGAAGGAGAAGGAGGAGGAGGAUGAUGAUGAAAUGGGGACAACAGCGUCGUCUUUUUUCCAAGGCAACCAAAGCAUGCAGAUGAGCACUUCUGCCGAGCUUCAAUCUCCAGCUGCGGAACGACCCCUCUCAUUUGAUACAGCAAAGAAUGUUCUGAUGGGCAAUAUGACAAUGUAUGGGAGCAUGCUUGGCCCUUCCGGAUUCUUGACCGACUUGGUGCUACCGAUGGUACUGAUGUUGCAGACUCUGGUUGAGACCAAGGAAAUAUUCUGGUUGCUGUCCCAAAGGACUCCAGCGGUGGCGUUUUGGGCUUGGUGCAGCCUGAGACAGUUUACGAUAUUCUUUUUUAGUAUCCUCUUCUUUACCGUAACUAAGAACUUCAAGAACAGGGUGUUGCCCAUCAUUUUGAAGUUUGUGGUGACGAAACAAGCUCAAAAUGAGGUUCCGCUAAAGCUCAGUUGCCCUCCACGUCACAAGGAGCUGUCCCGACCUGAAAGCGUCAGGUUCGGAGGUUUGCGGUCCAAACCUCCUUUACGGGCGUUGUAACAUGUCAAUUAAAAUGCUUCAAGACUUUUUUAAACAAAGCUCAUUGACAAAUCUGUGCGCUGAACUUGUCACACGUGUAAAUGCAGAUCUUGGACGUGUGUGUGUCUGAAGCAGCCGAAAGAUUGAGUUUAUUCUUUUGCAAAAGAAGGCUUCGUUUAAGCAAAUUGUGCAGAAAAUAUUUUUUGAUUUCCUUGCACUUUGUGUUGUCCAGCAAUUUCUCUUCACAUCCUUGCCAAGAGACUUCCUACCUUGUGUUAAUUCCUAAAUGCCCGUGUAGUUUUCUCGAGCCAUUAUGUGACUAAUUGCAAGAUUAAAUCAACCCAAAUCGGUUUUCAUGCUUGAGCUGUUGAAAGUUAAACUACCAAACGUGCAGCCAUGUACAGUAAAUUCCAAAGCCGCCUGAUAAGUUUCAGUGUCAGACACUCAAAAUUUCUUUCACAAAUGCAUUAAGUGAAAUAUGUUGAGGUUGUAAUGAUUAUAUUGAUAUUGUAGCCUGGGUUGAAAAGGUUGAGAUUUGGUGCGGAAAACCUUUUGCUUCUGUUCGGGUAAUGAGGGGUCCCCAAUAUCCCCCACCCCCAUAUGCACGAGGAUACCUGUCUAAGUGCUCAAUGAAUGUAUGUAAUUGUGCUUGUUAUCCCAUGAACUAUUUUAGCAUGUGCUGAUAUGGAGUGUUGCAUACUAUCAAUAAAGCCAUGGCUAGUAGCCCCACA
Messenger RNA from Hippocampus comes (tiger tail seahorse), 2623 nucleotides. RefSeq names its product patatin-like phospholipase domain containing 1 (gene pnpla1). The coding region runs from base 477 to 1913 and encodes 478 amino acids. Gene Ontology annotation, molecular function: triacylglycerol lipase activity. Gene Ontology annotation, biological process: lipid homeostasis; triglyceride catabolic process. The record is from RefSeq and is a predicted model, not a curated record. NCBI's taxonomy places the organism in Eukaryota, Metazoa, Chordata, Actinopteri, Syngnathiformes, Syngnathidae. The transcript is spliced from 10 exons. Gene Ontology annotation, cellular component: cytoplasm; lipid droplet; membrane.